GUCAAAAUCCAAAAUUGUAAACUACCAAAUCCCAUCUUCCCCCUCCUCUCAAUGAACGGCUGCGAAGGCCAAACACUUCCGGACAAAACAAAUACAUACUGUGAACUGUCGUGGUAACCAAAGUGCACUUUCCACCAAUCUGACCACCCGAGGAGCUAUUUCACGUCGGCACCGCCCGGAAAGCCAGUGGCCAGAACUCCGAGCCCGAAUACCUGUCGCGAAAACCUGCCGGAGCUACUGGCAUGAGGCUCAUAGUGCCCCUGCAGGGCGUAGUCCAAGGUAGAGGAGGCAUAAUUCUAGGUUCGUUGAUUCCUUGCGCUCUCUUCUAUUUUUUCCAGCUGUAUCUGAAACGACACCGUUCUCCGGACCGGCCACCAGGUUCAAAUCCUCCGUCGCCAUCAUCAUCGUCAUCGAACCUGGCGGAGCUUCCUCGAAGUUCUUCGCGCUUAAGUUUUUCCACUCGUGGUUCCAUCGGGCGGGUCCGCGUUUCUGACCGUGUCAGCUCUAUUGCGAAACCGAACGAUUCCCCGUAUUAUAUUGGGUUGGAUACAGUUGCUAAGGACCCAUAUGAUAGAAUGGAUAAUCCGGAUGGGCUAAUCCAGCUUGGUUUGUCCGAGAACAGAUUAUGCUUGGAUUUGAUUGAGAAAUGGUUUUCUGAGAAUUUGAUGUCUUCGAUAAUGGGAAGCAGAGAUGAUGAUUUGAGCAUUAGUGGGAUUGCAACAUACCAACCAUUUGAUGGAUUGAUGGAGUUGAAAGUGGCUAUGACAGGUUUCAUGUCCAAUAUAAUGGAAAACGCAGUCUCAUUGGAUCCAUCACAGAUAAUAUUAACUGCUGGUGCAACUCCUGCAAUUGAGAUUCUAUGCUUUUGCUUGGCAGAUGCUGGAAAUGCUUUUCUUGUUCCAACACCCUAUUAUCCUGGUUUUGAUAGGGAUAUGCAAUGGCGAACUGGAGUGGAGAUAGUUCCUGUUCAUUGUCGCAGCACUGAUAACUUCAUUCUGAGUAUCACUGCUCUGGAUCAAGCAUACAAUCAGGCAAGAAAACGAGGAUUGAAAGUUCGUGGAAUCCUGAUAUCCAACCCUGCAAAUCCUGUUGGCAAUAUACUGCCACGCGAAACACUUUACAAUAUUUUGGAUUUUGCGCGGGAGAAAAACAUCCACAUUAUUUCUGAUGAAAUAUUUGCGGGUUCUCUGUAUGAUAAUGAGGAGUUUGUGAGCAUGGCAGAAAUUGUUGACUUGGAAGAAUUUGACAAGAGCAGGGUUCACAUAGUAUAUGGGCUGUCUAAAGAUUUAUCUAUUCCUGGAUUUCGGGUGGGGGUUAUCUAUUCCUAUAACGAGAGUGUUUUGGUUGCUGCUAAAAAGUUGACAAGAUUCUCUCCGAUUUCUGCCCCAAUCCAGAGGCUAGUAACUUCAAUGCUCUCAGAUACAAGGUUCACUGAGGAAUAUAUGGGAAUGAACCGAAAAAGGAUACAGCAAAUGUAUAACUCAUUUGUUGCAGGUUUAAGACAAAUAGGAAUUAGGUGCGCAGAGAGUAGCGCUGGCUUGUAUUGUUGGGCUGAUAUGAGUGAAUUGAUCCCUUCUUACAGUGAGAAGGGGGAGCUUGAGUUAUGGGAGAAGCUUUUGAACAUUGCUAAGAUCAAUGUCACUCCUGGCUCAGCCUGUCAUUGUAUAGAACCUGGGUGGUUUCGAUGUUGUUUUGCUACAUUAGAUCAAGAAGAUAUUCCGGUAGUUAUUGAACGGAUCAGGAAAGUUGCUGAAAGUUGCAAAUCUCCCAGUUAAAGUACAACAAAUGUUAUAACCAAAUAUCUUGUAAUCAACCAAUAGAAUUACUGGAAUGAUUUGGUAUAAUGGUCAAUCUUGUUGCCGUUGAUUAAUCAAGGCUUGGUUUAUAAGAGAUUGUUCUUUCAAUGAGUCGGAAGAAAGGAUGUGCACAUAUACAUUUUGUCAAGUUUGGAUUGAUUUGUGACAGUAUCCUUGAGGUUGAAAGAGGAAACCAGAACAGCUUGGAAGAGAUUCCUGAUAAAGAGUACGUGAUUGUGGUUGAUGAACUGAAAUAAAAGCUUUCUUCUAUGUCAGUUUCAGUCUCUGUUGGUACUUCUUCCACUAGAGUCCUCCUGCCAUUUUGGUGCCAUGUCCAAAGAAGCAGUAUCCAAAUGUUCUCUUAUUAAAUUCCUGCCAUAGUUGAGUUCAGGAAUAAUUAGAAGUCGUUUUGGUAUCUUUGUGCAGUAUAGCCAGUAAUUUUAAAUGUGAUUUUGAUUAGAAUAUAGAAGGGUUGAAAGUUUAACCUAUAACUGUGCCUUUCCUUUAUGUUCUUUUGUCUUACUCUUCUUGGUAAGUAACUGUUAACAGUUGGAUAUCCUACACUUAUUGCGGUCAAA
Molecule: messenger RNA, 2374 nt
Organism: Tripterygium wilfordii
Lineage: Eukaryota; Viridiplantae; Streptophyta; Magnoliopsida; Celastrales; Celastraceae
Product: probable aminotransferase ACS12
Exons: 4
Coding region: 243-1775 (510 amino acids)
Biological process (GO): biosynthetic process; amino acid metabolic process
Molecular function (GO): pyridoxal phosphate binding; L-aspartate:2-oxoglutarate transaminase activity; aromatic-amino-acid:2-oxoglutarate transaminase activity
Source: RefSeq, a predicted model, not a curated record